GGUUGAAAAUAUCUGAUAUAUAUCAGGUAAUUAUAGGUGUUGCAGGCAGGUGUAGACUGAAAAUGGGUGCUGUUAUUCUGAGCACGUAGAGCAGCAUAUAUAGCAGCACCCUUUUAGAUUGAUUUGAGAGAGAAAAAGAGUUAGGUUUGCUAGCUUGUAUUGAAAGGUAAGCAAUCCAAGGUUAUAGGCUGAAAGAGAGUUGAAAAACAGACUAGUCUUAGUAGUUGUCAAAUGAAUUAAGGUGAAACUUGUUGAAGUUGUUGUUCACUGUGUAGCAUCACAUUCACUUGUGUGUUUCUAAAGCAAAAUCUCAAAGAGUCUGUUUUUUUGGAAAUACAAGCUAGCUCAUGAUCUGGUAGCUAUAGCCUCUUUUUAUAUACUCCUGAACUCAGCAAUAAUCAUCACGCUUUGGCUCUUGUUGUGAUUCUGAAGGGAAGGUUAAUUUACAACAUCAUCAUCACAUUCAUCAUUUGUGCUACAAAAAAUGAAGGGAAUUAGAGUGUUCUGUUUUAUGCUAGCUCUGCAAUUAGUGAGUUUGGUCUCUCUAGCUAAAAGACCUUUUCCUCCAACUCAUUAUGCCAUGUCCCAUCCAGGCCCAGAAGAAGCACCAGCACCACACCAUACCAUAGAGUCAAAAAAGGGUUAUUAUAUGGCAAGAGAAAUAAGUAAGGGAGAGAAAAUGAAAGAAGCAUAUGAUAGAGAAAUAGAGAUAAGCAGCAAGAUAGGGUCAAGUCCACCAAGUUGUGAGCACAAGUGUUAUGGAUGCACACCAUGUGAAGCCAUUCAAGUGCCAAGCACUAGUAGCAGGAGAAGUCAUUUGGGAAUUCAGUAUGCAAAUUAUGAGCCUGAGAGCUGGAAAUGCAAAUGUGGUCCUUCCUUCUAUAGUCCAUGAUUCUAUUUUAAUUAAUAUUCUUCAUGUUCAUUACCCCAUUGAAUAUAUAUAGUUAGCCCAUCUCUUAAUUAGGUUCAUAUAAUAUAUAUUAAUUGUCUCCUUGUAAACAUCUCAAAAUUCAAAGGAUUUAAUUAUUAAUUUAGUCAUUGUGAAUUUGUGAUUGCAAUCAAUGGCAAUAUAUUGCCAGUUGAAUUACUUAUAUGUAAACAUUAUUAUGCUACAAAGCCUCGCAAAUGUUACAUUUAUUUUGAUUUCUA
Cicer arietinum (chickpea) is the source of this 1149-nucleotide messenger RNA. RefSeq lists its product as uncharacterized. The record is from RefSeq and is a predicted model, not a curated record. NCBI's taxonomy places the organism in Eukaryota, Viridiplantae, Streptophyta, Magnoliopsida, Fabales, Fabaceae. Gene Ontology annotation, biological process: guard cell differentiation; stomatal complex development.